Molecule: messenger RNA, 603 nt
Organism: Cucurbita pepo subsp. pepo (vegetable marrow)
Lineage: Eukaryota; Viridiplantae; Streptophyta; Magnoliopsida; Cucurbitales; Cucurbitaceae
Biological process (GO): endoplasmic reticulum unfolded protein response
Cellular component (GO): endoplasmic reticulum
Source: RefSeq, a predicted model, not a curated record
UAAGUCAAAUUAUUUAAAUCUCAAAAUUACUGACCGAAGGAUCAGACCAUUAAUCUACCGGAGAGAAAACUCGCCGCCCGGCCAGGAGGAGAAUCGAUCACUGCAAUUCUUCGAAUCUCUCCGGCUAUCCAAUUUCCUGCCAAAAUCAUGACAACAUCAAGGCGUCUUGCAGACCGAAAGGUGGGGAAGUUCGAUAGGAAUAUCACAAGGAGAGGAGCUGUUCCAGAGACGACUGUUAAGAAGGGGAAGGAUUAUCCUGUUGGGCCCCUGCUGCUUGGAUUCUUCAUAUUCGUUGUCAUUGGAUCAUCGCUCUUCCAGAUAAUCAGGACAGCAACAGGAGGAGGAAUGGCUUGAUCCGAUGCUCUGAUUUUGAGAAUGGCAUUACUGCUCGAUCCCGUCCUCCCUUUCGUAGACGACACAGAAGGAAAGGGAAAUUCUUCUAAAAAAGGGAAUGAUUCCACAGUUCGUACGUCCUGUGGAUUUCAAGAACUUGAUAAUAGAAUUGUUGGUCCUUUUCCUGCUUUGACAUCAUAUUAUUAACAAUUGGUUUGGUUAAACUAAUUUAUUUCUUCCUUAAAUGAAGUUAUUUUCUAUUGAGUUUUA